This is a messenger RNA of Prorocentrum cordatum, 713 nucleotides long. The record is from the annotation of a GenBank genome assembly. Lineage: Eukaryota; Dinophyceae; Prorocentrales; Prorocentraceae.
AGGACAUGGACACCGCGCUCGCCCGGGGCUUCCCCGAGCUGCACUACGACCCAGACGACGACGACGACGCGCCGUGGGACUCGUCCAGCUGGGCAUCCGUCGCCGCCACCGGGCGCCGCAUCUCGAACGGGGGCCUUUCUUCCCGGCGGAAUUCCCUCAGCUCUACCGGUUCCAGGAGGCUCUCGGGCGCGGGGCUGGGCCGCCGGCCGAGCCUCGCGGAGCAGCUGGGCAGCCUCGUGGCGCCCGCCACGGGGCGGCGCGGCUCGAGGAGGUCCACGAACAACAACACCCUCCUCGCUGGUGGGAAUGCUGCCAGUCAGUGGCGCCCGGGCGUGCGCGGCGGCUCCAAGAACGCGGCCCCGGGCCAGCAGGGGAGCCAGUGGACGGUGACCGUCCCGGAGUCGAAGGUCUUCCAGCUCGUGCCGUUCUUCGGACGAGUGAGCAGCACGCGUACCUCUACUGCCAGCAGCGGAGCGCUCUCCGGCGGCCCGCUCCGCACCCACGGGCAGCUCCUCGGGGCCUUCGCGGGCUCGCCGGCUGGCUCCAAAAGCCCACCCGCCUCACCUGCUGCAGUGAGCGCUCCCGUGCUCCCCGUGGAACCCCACGUUCACGUUCGUGACCCUCAUGUGCCCUUGGAGGGUGAUCGCUGCGCCCCGUGACGCGACUUGUAGCGUCAAGCUGCAUCGCCGCGGCCGAGGGGAUUCGAGGGGAGG